AUGGACAUACCCGUAGUCGACGCGCCUGGCUGGAGCCAUUCGGGCGGCCAGGCCCGGUCUGCGGUGGACGGCCGCGGGAGGCGCGGUGUGUGGUGCGAGCAGGAAGGAGAGGACAGGACCGACCGCGCCAGGGCCACAGCGACGACGCCCAAAGAGGCACGAGCAACGGACCGCGCGAACUACCGCGAAGGAUGGAAGGAAUGUUUCGAGGACAAGAGACUGCUGAAGCAGUUCAUGGUCAUGCGCAAACUACGAGGCGAUCCCAAGGAGCUCGACGAAGCUGUGCUCGAAACAGAGCUACGAAAGAUCGUCGACGAACCCAAGAACUGUAUUGACGCGGACAUCCCGCUGCUAUUCCACGGGAUCCACAUGGGCAUGAAGGAUGACGACGUUCUCAGCCGCGUGUGCAAAUUCUUGAUGGACUGCGACGAGCGAAUCGAAGCACGCGUCAUGAAGGGACAUUUGAAGAAGCCCGAGAUGCGGAAGAAGAUUUUCAAACGGCUGCUAGAAGUGGUAGAGCCAGUCCGAGAUGCGUGCGUCAUCGACAUGGAAAAUGGCUGGCAUCCGAUGGAAUUCACAUGGGAAUCAAUCAGCGAGUUGGUAAUGCACCAUGCGCAAGAGCAGCAGCGUUUUUACUCGACAUACGGCGCUAGAUGUAAAAAGCCGGGCUAUGAAGCCAAAGAAGCGACGAAUAAAAAGAAACAGCGAAAGGAUGAUUACAGUCGACAAGAACAACGCGACGUGUGGCCACGGCAUGACGACCGCGAAAGAAGCCGCAGUCAAGGGCGCGACAGACGUCAUCGAUCAAGCGACCGGCGCGAACCACGAAACCAUCACCCUUUGAUGUUCGGUGAAAUUGAUAUGGACGACUACGAUGAGGAUGGAAACCUCGUGACAGCUGCCACACAUGGCGGAUACGUGAACCCUUUCAAAAACCGAUGGAAAUCACAGAAUUACCGGGUGGUGGAAGAACAAAUGAGAGAAGCGAAAAAACGCAAAACCAAAGAGCUAGUAGAAACCGAGGAGUUCAUCCCACUGACGAACGACAGCGUGGACGAAGUCGACGAGCCGGACGUGAUUCGGCGGAAGGGACGAACGAUCCUAAAAGCCAAUCUAGUCGGGGCUAGCAGAACUGUGCGGCGCGUUUAUGGCUGGGAGUCAAAAAUCAAACAACGUGAACCAAGGGAAUUCGUGCCGACGGGGUGUUUGAAGUGCGGCGACACAUCCCAUCUAUACGACAAAUGCCCUGGCGCAUCGGCCGAGGACAGAGGCAAAGUCAAGUACGAAUGGGCGCUAGUUGCAAAGCGCAGGCAGAACAGGAAGGCGCUUAAGCCCAAAGCAAAGAAGAUCCGGGACAGUCUCAUGACGGCCAACAAGAAGUGGCGGGAAGAACAGAAGCAAAGUCGCACGGCAAAGGCAACGGAGCCUGAGAAAAAGAAGCUCCGAAGAAUACUGGAAAGCCCUGCCGGCGGCCACCAUCAAUGGAGUUUUAAACGUGUCAUACUGCCCUGA
This is a messenger RNA of Aphanomyces astaci, 1512 nucleotides long. RefSeq lists its product as hypothetical. The record is from RefSeq and is a predicted model, not a curated record. The transcript is spliced from 3 exons. Lineage: Eukaryota; Oomycota; Saprolegniomycetes; Saprolegniales; Verrucalvaceae. The coding region runs from base 1 to 1512 and encodes 503 amino acids.